AAAGUGGUAGGAUCUUCAGUGUUUGUAGACCGUUCGCAGGGAGUGUUUCGAGUGUAGUUCAUCAUACGAAAAAAAAUUCUAAUCGAAAUUAAUUUCAGUGUUCGUGUAUUUGUAUCUCUAGCACCAAAAAGGAAUCAUGAGAUUCCUGACAAAUUUCCUUUUUUCCAUCUUAUCGAUUACUUUAAUUUCUGGAAAAAGUAUCGAGACAAUAUUUCCAACUGAAGCGGCAAAUUUCAACUAUCCUGAAGCGCGUCGUGAUAAUGUAGUCAAUAAUUAUCAUGGAGUGAAAAUUUCCGAUCCAUAUCGUUGGCUUGAAAAUUCAAAAUCAGAGGAAACGGCAAAUUUCAUAGAGGCUCAGAAUUCAUUAACUGAUUCCUAUUUGAAUUCACCGUCAAGUGUGAAAAAAUCUAUAGAAAAUCGUCUGAAGGAACUGGGAGAAAAAUCUACUCAUCACACAAAUCCCGAAAGACAUGGAGACAAAUAUUAUUUUGUGAAAAAUGGAGUUUCAUAUGUUCAGGAAACUUUGGAGAGCGGUGAACCAAAAGUAUUUAUUGAUCCCAAAAAUUUCUCGACGAACAAUAAAACAUUAUUUCAUCCUUUAACAAAAUUCAGUGAAGAUGGUAGUGUAGUUGCUUACACAUUUAUUGAAAACAAAACCACCGAUUUUGAUAUUAGGAGGGAUAUUCAUUUCAUGAAUGCAGAGACAGGAGAAAAAUAUUCUGAUAUUUUGCAAGGAGUAGAAUUUUUUAGUGCAGUUUGGACUCGUGGUAAUUUGGGAAUUUUUUACAAUUAUUCUCCACAAAAGAAUUCAAGAAGGAAAAUCGAGGAGGAUGUGAAAGUUUAUUAUCACAAAAUUGGCACGUCUCAGUCUGAAGACAUUGUUGUUGUCGAUUUUCCUGAUGAAAAACCUCAAAAAAUAUACACCGACGUUUCAAACUGUGUUCAAUGGUUGUUUGUUUCGAAAAAAAGUGCUACUGGAAAGAAUUCGCUUUAUUUUACUGAACUAACAGAGGAAAUAAAUGGAAUAUUCAAUUUGACCGAAAUCAUCGUUGAAACGGAUUCACGCUACGUGUAUAUUGGAAAUGACGGUACAAAGGGAAUUUUCCGAACAAAUUUAAAUGCUCCAAAAUGGAAAGUAAUAGCAAUCGAUGUAUUGAAUUACAAACAAGAAAAUUGGACAACUUUAGUAUCCGAAGAAUCGGACAAAAUCAUCAGAGAUGUGACAAUUGUGGAUAAUGAUAAAUUCGUUAUUCAGUAUUAUUGCGAUAGAGCUUGCGUAUCUUGUGAUACAGAUUACAUUUUACAAUUGCACAGUUUGGAAAGUGGGAGAUUAAUAAAAAAACUUCAAGUCGGUUUUGGAACAAUUUUAAUGACGAAAUAUGGAAAUAGAAAACAUCCAGAUUACUUUUUUAGUUUCACGUCAUUCUUAAUUCCGAAAAUAAUCUACAGAGUAAAUGUAAAUUCAUUUGAUAAACCGGAAAUUUAUUAUGAAUCAAAAGUAAAAAAUUUCGAUCCAAGUCUCUAUGAAAUAUUUCGCAUCUUCUAUCCGAGUAAGGACGGUACACAAAUUCCAAUGACAAUCGUGAUGAGAAAGGGUGCAAAACUUGAUAGAUCAAUGCCAGCACUUCUUUCCAUAAAUGGAGGCAUCACAAUCUCAUCUUUCUAUCAUGACGAGAAUGUAAUUUUUACACAGAAUUUUAAUGGAAUUUUAGCCAAACCACAAAUUCGAGGAAGUGAGGAGUCUAAUGAUAAAUGGCACAAAGAUGGAAUUUUGCAGAAUAGACAAAAUGGAAUCGAUGAUUUUCAAUCGGCCGCUGAAUAUCUCAUUAAAAAUGGAUACACAUCGAGGGAAAAAUUGACAAUCAGAGGAGAUGUUGCAGGGGGUUUAAUUGUUGGCGCUUGCAUUAAUCAAAGACCGAAUUUAUUUGGUGCUGCUUUGAUCUCUAAUGGAAUCUUUGAUACUUUACGUUUUCAUAAAUUCACAUCUAGUGAUUAUUUAAUAUUUACAUUCGGUAAUUCUGACCGUAGGCAAGAUUUUGAGAAUCUAAUUAAAUUAUCACCGCUUCAUAAUGUUAAAGUGCCGAAAAAUAAUGAACAAUAUCCGGCAACGUUACUGACAGCUUACGAUUAUGCAGGGUAUGUUGAUCCAUUGCAUUCGUUGAAAUUCACUGCAACUUUACAAAACAAAAUUGGAAAUUUGAAGCAACAAAAGAAUCCAUUAUUGUUUAAAAUUAAUACCAGUUCUAAGUAUGACCAGAGUCAGGGAUUAAUGGAAAAAACUACUGCUCUAUUGACUUUUAUUGCUAAAUCGUUAAAUUUGGAACUUAAUUUCUAGAAUUGCAGAAAAAAACGAGUGUAUUCUUCAGGAAUAAAAAAAAAAAAAAAUUCGGUCAUUUUUUGUAUCAAAAAAAAAGUAUUAUUUGUAAAAUAAAAAAACUUGUUUUAUAAAAAUUU
This is a messenger RNA of Leptopilina heterotoma, 2454 nucleotides long. RefSeq names its product prolyl endopeptidase-like. Gene Ontology annotation, biological process: proteolysis. The coding region runs from base 137 to 2335 and encodes 732 amino acids. Gene Ontology annotation, molecular function: oligopeptidase activity; serine-type endopeptidase activity. The record is from RefSeq and is a predicted model, not a curated record. The transcript is spliced from 4 exons. Lineage: Eukaryota; Metazoa; Arthropoda; Insecta; Hymenoptera; Figitidae. Gene Ontology annotation, cellular component: cytosol.